This is a messenger RNA of Lachancea dasiensis, 2544 nucleotides long. NCBI's taxonomy places the organism in Eukaryota, Fungi, Ascomycota, Saccharomycetes, Saccharomycetales, Saccharomycetaceae. The record is from the annotation of a GenBank genome assembly.
AUGACAGAUAGUGGCUACAAGAGUCCCAGCUCUACCAGAUCCUCGGAACCCGCUCGCAAAGCUAGAAAGACCAGAGUCAGACUAUCGUUGGUGUGUCGAAAUUGCCGCAGACGCAAAAUCAAGUGCGAUAGAGUACAGCCUACGUGUGGGACCUGUGCAAAGUUACAUGCAGAAUGCGUCUACGAUUACGCGGAUCAAUUGGAAAAGAGAUAUUCAGUCGGCAAGGCAUAUUCACUGGGUGAACGCUUGGAUGAACUCGAGCAUAAGUUUAAAGACCUACGUCAGGGUUUGAAAAGUGAGCAGCUCGGGAACAGAGGCUGGCGUAAUGAUCUUUACAAGCAGCCGGUUAAAGUGAACUUUUUUGAUGGUUUACAGCCCAAUUCGCUGACAAGCAUUUUCAAGUGCGACCACAAACCAUUCUCCGACAUGGGUAUGAUCCAGAAGCACAAGAGAUUGAAUCAUUUUUUGAAGUUUGUGACGAAAUCUUAUAAACCGUUGAACUACGUGGUUGGGAAGAUUGUCCAGUCGGUUGGAGAUGACAUCGAUCCGCACUCCGACGAACUAGAUUCUGUUGUUCAGGUCUUGUUUCUUGCUCCAGAAAUUCGCGAAAUACUCAGAAAGAACACCAUGAAUUCACAGGAUCUCUCGCCGGAGGCUGUGGAUGCAAUUCGGCGCUGUCUCUUAGGCAAAGGCGAUGGGGUUAGCAAAAAAGCUUUGUUCGAGCCAAUUGACUUGGAAUUUCACUCUUCAAAAACCACCCCACAAGAGUUGAUUGAUGAGAUAAUCAAUAUUUUACCUUCGAAGAAGAACAUUGAUCGUCUACUUUCGUAUUACAUGGAGAAUGUCUAUCCCUUAGUGCCUUACAUUGAUAAGACUCGAGUACUGAGCACUGUUCUACAAAGCAUUCAAUAUUCGCCUUCUGGUGUGGUAGUUGGAUUGAACAUUGGUGAUCAUCAAGAUUUUGCUCGCAAAACCGGCUGUCUCGCAAUUCUUCUGGUCCUCAUGCGGAUUUCAUACACCGCCAUGAUGCUAGUGAAUAUAAGCUUUGAAGUUGAGAUUUCAAAUCACUUUAUUAGAAUUGCCCAAAAGUGCUUGGCGCAUUUGAUAACUCUCUCGCACAAAACCAAUGAGGAUAUCUUAUCAUGCCUUAUUCUCAUGAGAUGGGCUUUGUUAUAUUUUCCAACCGAGGGAGAUGUGAUGGCAGGCUCGAUAAGAGAUAUGCUAAUGACAUUGAUUAUAAAACAUGCAUUCAAGAUCGGUUUAUAUCGAGAUUGUAUAGAGGCCGAUCAUCAUCAGGGAACUGACGAGAGAACCAGAUAUUUUCUCCACUUCAGAGCAAAGCUUUGGAUGGGCACGCUUAUUCUACUACGAUCCGAUAUGUAUUUACGGGGAAAUUUCUUAUUCCUUGGUGUGGAUUAUGCACAUAUGGCUCCCAAGGAAGAAGACAUCGAGAAAUACUAUGAGGACGAUACGGAAAUUGAGAUUCAUAAGGUGCUCCACAAGCAAUUGCAUAUUUUUGGCAAGAUGAGCGUGCUUGACAGGCUGUCCCUUCAGUUGAGGGAGGGAAGUGACAUUGAUGAUAUAUAUCCGAAGAUUCGAUGGCUGGAGUAUGAGCUUCAGUCAUGUUGCCCACUUUCUGAGGUGAAUGGCCUGGUUGGCGCACAUGCUGAUCGAAAGGUGCUUCAAGGCAUGCGUAAUGCAUUGUAUUUCAAAGUGAAUGUCAUAGCAAGAAUCUAUUUUCUGGCAAUACGGGCAUCUGUCGUCUGUAACAUAGAAGAUCAGAUAAGGCUGUCAAUAGGGAAAUCGGAAUGGUUGAGUCUGACAUUCAGGAAAGUCACAGAGGAGUGUUUCGAAAGUGCACUUGAAUUAGGCGACAUAUUGCAAACAUAUAUGAGAACAGCUGGUGACAGUAACGAGGGCCGAGUGCUACCCGACCAUCGUUAUAUUAUUAAUCAACUAGUCCAAAAUGGUGUAUUCCGAGUUGCUUAUUACCUUAUCGGGGUGAUCCUCACUGUCCUUCGUGUCAAAGAAGAGCUUAAGGGAUUCCGAUGGCAAACCAAGAAUAGGCCCAGUCUUGAAGGGCAGAUCGAUUACAAAGUCUCUAUCAUUGACUCUAUUUCGUAUUCUAUUUUCCAAUAUGUUCAAAAAAUGGUCAACCUGGGAUCUAACACGCUUUCCAACACGUAUUUCACCUCGUUCAAACAGUUUCUCUUCCUCGAAUAUGCCAUGCAGAUUAUCCGGAAUGAAAUCAACCCAGGUGUUUCCAGUCGCCUCAAUGAAAUGAUGGAUGUGACCGACAUCCCCGCUUGUAUAGACUAUUCCACUGCAGACUGGGAGAAAUUUUCUGGUUUCGUGAGCGCGGCUCUCGGCGCUCAUGAAUCUCAGGGAUUUUUCCCUACCACGGGUGACUUUUCAGUCACGAAUAUGCUGCAGGUCCCGGAAAACCCAUUGGACCAGUCCUUAAAUCCAAUCUUAUUGUUUGAUGACGACUCAACUAUACAGAAUAUGCUCGAUGGAGACUACACAUGGACAGACUUUAUAUAA